AUGAAUUGGGAGACCAACACUGUACAGAAUCUCAAAGUAUGUGCAGCAUCUAAACAAAAAGCUUUACAAGGUCUUGACAAUACAACUUCUGGUGGAAUGGGAGCAAUUGACACAUUGCUUAAACUGGUGACAAAACUUGAGACAUUUGGUAUAAGUCAUGAAAGUGUGGAAAAAUUGAAAGACAGUUUGCAUGUAAUUAACCAGUUUUUGAAAUUUGAGUACAAACUGCAUUUGAAUAAACUAGAUGGUUUUACAGAUCACUGCACUACAUACGCUUUAAGCGACCCUUCAAUUCCUGGAUUUUCUUCUAGUUGUGAACAUCAGCAUGAUGCUAAUUAUGAUAAAUGCAGUCUUGUUGACAAUGUGCUUGACCUAAUCACAACAGAGCUCUCUAAAGUUCAAGUAAACGAAUCGGUACAAGAUGAUAUUGACUUUGAUCUUAACAGUGCAACAAAGAAUUUAUUGGAAUGGAAAAGGCACCUAUUAAGAACUGUGCAUCAAGAUGCUGCUAGAAAUGAUAUUUUGAAGAAUUUAACACCUAAUCAGAGUUUGAUCAUUAUGGAUUGGGCAAUGAAGUUUUUCCCUGUACAAUUCCGUGAGACUCAGUCAGAAUUUUUCGGAAAGAAAGGUCUUAGUUGGCAUAUUUCAUGUUCAGUUACAAGGUCAGCAUCAUCAGAUGAGUUAGAUCUCAACUGUUACAUUCACAUACUUGAAAAUGGGACACAAGGAUGCCCAGGAGGACGAUAUGGAGUUGACUGUGAAAAUUCUUGUCCACAGAACUGCCAUGGGCCAUGUGAUUUGCAACAUGAAAAUUGUUUAUUUGGAUGUUUAGAUGGUUGGCUUGAUCAAAAAUGUGCAACAGCUUGUAGAGAUGGUACGUUCGGGGGAAAUUGUCUAAGAAAGUGUUCGGCAAAUUGUAUAUCGGAUCCUUGUAAUCAUGUAACAGGAGAAUGCGAAAGAUGUACCAACGGAUGGAAAGGAUUUAACUGCACAACAGAAUGCAGCAAAGGAAAAUUUGGGUUGGAUUGUUCUGAAUCUUGUGAUGGUUGUAUUGAAAGUACAUGUGAUCGUUUUAAUGGUGAAUGUGUUGAUAAUAGUGGAUGUAAACCAGGUUAUGAGAAUGGACGAUACUGUAAUAAGACGUGCAGCACAGGAAAAUAUGGGUUGGAUUGUUCUGAAUCUUGUGAUGGUUGUAUUGAAAGUAAAUGUGAUCGUUUGAAUGGUGAUUGUUUUUAUAGUUAUGGAUGUAAACCAGGCUAUGAGUAUGGACGAUACUGUAAUAGGACUACUCCAAAGUGCGACAAAGGCAAAUUUGGGUUGUAUUGUAAUGAAUCUUGUGAUGGCUGUAUUGAAAGUAUAUGUAAUCGUUGUGAUGGUGUAUGUAUUGAUAGUAGUGGAUGUAAACCAGGGUAUGAAUAUGGACCGUACUGUAAUAAGACUUGUAUGAAUUGGCACUUUGGAACCAAUUGCACAAAAAUUUGUUACUGUUUGAACAACCCGUGUGAAAAAAACAGUGGUAUUUGCUCUGAUGGCGGCUGCAAAAAGGGCUGGCAUGGUCAAUCGUGUGAUGAAGAGUGUAGCAAAGGAACAUUUGGGUUGGAUUGUUCUGAAUCUUGUGAUGGUUGUAUUGAAAGUGCAUGUGAUCGUUUUAAUGGUGAAUGUGUUGAUAGUAGUGGAUGUAAACCAGGCUAUGAGCAUGGACCGUACUGUAAUAAAAAUACUCAGAUGUCUCUCCCUGCUAGUUCUGGUACGGCCAUCAGAGGAGGCAUAAGUGCUGCCAUUAUGAUCAUUAUUAUAAAGAUCUUCGAAGUAAAUUAUGUUAUAUGAUAUAUAAAUUUAUAAGUAGAACUCUAUGCACAAAACUUUUGCUGAAAUGGUGCAUUCAUAUGGUUGCAGGAUUAUUCAUUGUAAAGACAAUAAAACGUCAAAAGUUAUGUCAAAUUUGCAGAUUGAAUGUGUCGAUUUCAAAGUAGAUAACUAAUAAAAUAUCUAUCAAU
Messenger RNA from Mytilus californianus (California mussel), 1997 nucleotides. Its product is annotated as multiple epidermal growth factor-like domains protein 10. The coding region runs from base 1 to 1827 and encodes 608 amino acids. The transcript has 10 exons. Gene Ontology annotation, molecular function: scavenger receptor activity. Lineage: Eukaryota; Metazoa; Mollusca; Bivalvia; Mytilida; Mytilidae. The record is from RefSeq and is a predicted model, not a curated record.